This is a messenger RNA of Manihot esculenta (cassava), 1883 nucleotides long. Its product is annotated as catalase isozyme 2. Bases 216 to 1694 code for a protein of 492 amino acids. Lineage: Eukaryota; Viridiplantae; Streptophyta; Magnoliopsida; Malpighiales; Euphorbiaceae. The transcript has 8 exons. Gene Ontology annotation, cellular component: cytoplasm; plasma membrane; peroxisome. Gene Ontology annotation, biological process: response to hydrogen peroxide; hydrogen peroxide catabolic process. The record is from RefSeq and is a predicted model, not a curated record. Gene Ontology annotation, molecular function: heme binding; catalase activity.
ACGUAGACAUAUCAAACUACAGACAGUAAACUCCUAUGAAAAAAAAAAUAUAAAAUUUAACAGCGAUUGUGAUAAGCAUAUCGGUAAGGAUAUGCAUUGCAGGAAAAUUUAGAUAUGAUUGACAGCGGCAGCUAUAUUCGGAGUUGUAUAAAUAUACAUCCAAAGCUAAGCUUCCAUAUCACAAAAUCAUAUAAUAGAAAUCUGUCCUUUUUUCCAUGGAUCCAAGCAAGUUCAUUCCAUCAAGCGCCAACAAUACUCCCUUCUGGACAACUGAUGCUGGUGCUCCAGUAUGGAACAACAACUCCUCCAUGACUGUUGGAACCAGAGGUCCAAUCCUUCUGGAAGACUAUCAUAUGAUAGAGAAACUUGCCAACUUUACCAGAGAGAGGAUUCCAGAGCGUGUUGUCCAUGCCAGGGGAAUGAGUGCAAAAGGUUUCUUUGAAGUCACCAAUGAUUUCACUCACCUUACUUGUGCUGAUUUCCUUCGAGCCCCUGGAGUUCAGACUCCUGUCAUCGUUCGUUUCUCCACUGUCAUCCAUGAGCGUGGCAGCCCUGAAACCCUCAGGGAUCCUCGAGGUUUUGCCACCAAGUUUUACACCAGAGAGGGUAACUUCGAUAUUGUGGGAAACAAUUUCCCUGUCUUCUUCAUCCGUGAUGGAAUCAAAUUCCCAGAUGUGAUUCAUGCAUUUAAGCCAAAUCCCAAGUCUCACAUCCAAGAAUACUGGAGGAUCUUUGACUUCUUAUCACACCACCCUGAGAGCUUGAGCACUUUCGCUUGGUUCUUUGAUGAUGUUGGGAUUCCUCAAGAUUACAGACACAUGGAAGGCUUUGGUGUUCACACUUUUACUUUCAUCAACAAGGCUGGAAAAGUAACCUAUGUGAAAUUUCACUGGAAACCCACUUUGGGAGUCAAGUGUUUGAUGGAUGAUGAGGCACAGAAGAUUGGAGGUGUCAACCACAGCCAUGCUACGCAAGAUCUGUAUGAUUCCAUUGCUGCUGGCAACUAUCCUGAGUGGAAACUAUUUAUUCAGACAAUGGAUCCAGCUGAUGAAGACAAAUUUGACUUUGAUCCACUUGAUAUGACUAAGAUCUGGCCUGAGGAUAUGUUUCCUCUGCAGCAACUUGGGCGUCUGGUGUUGAACAGGAACAUCGAUAACUGGUUUGCUGAGAAUGAGAUGCUUGCGUUCGAUCCUGGUCAUGUGGUUCCUGGGAUUCACUAUUCAAAUGACAAGCUGUUCCAGCUUAGGACAUUUGCUUAUGCUGAUACUCAGAGGCACCGUCUCGGACCCAACUACAAGAUGCUGCCUGUUAAUGCUCCCAAGUGUAAUUAUCACAACAAUCACUAUGAUGGUUUCAUGAAUUUCAUGCACAGAGAUGAGGAGGUGGAUUACUUUCCAUCUAGGUAUGACCCAGUUCGCCAUGCGGAGAGAACCCCACUUCCUCAUGCUAUUAUCAGUGGAAGACGUGAGAAGUGCGUCAUUGAGAAGGAGAACAAUUUCAAGCAGCCUGGAGAUAGAUACAGAUCUUGGACUCCUGACAGACAAGAAAGAUUCCUCUGUAGAUUGGUUAACGCCUUAUCAGACCCUCGCAUCACCCAUGAGAUUCGCAGUAUCUGGGUCUCAUACUGGUCUCAGUGCGACAAAUCUCUUGGUCAGAAGCUUGCAUCUCGUCUCAACGUGAGGCCAAAUUUCUAAAGUCUAAAGGUGGCGAGUUCUCAGGAAGAGAGAAAACGACAAUACUAUUGUUAAUUUCCAGUUUCCUGUGUUGUACAAAUACUAUAAAAAUAAACGCUUUUUAAGAUUAUCUAAUAAAUAUGGGAGAGAUUAUCAGUUCGCAUGUUGUUCAUCUAAAACUGCUAAUGUAAUUUCAAUGUUUCUCUGUAA